AUGGGAAGUAUUGGCAAGUUGAGUCGUUACUUCUUUCCAGAUGGUUUUGUUUUCGGAUCUUCUUCAGCGGCCUACCAGUAUGAAGGUGAAACAAGCAGAAGUGGUAAAGGGCCCAACAUAUGGGACACUUUCAUUGAGGAGCAUCCAGAGAGGAUAAGUGACCAUAGUAAUGCAAAUGUGGCAGUUGAUUUCUAUAAUCGCUAUAAGGAAGAUGUGCAAAGAAUGAAGGAAGUGGGAAUGGAUGCUUUCAGAUUCUCUAUUUCUUGGUCUAGAGUGUUACCACAUGGCAGACUAAGUGCAGGAAUAAACGAAGAAGGGAUCCAAUUUUACAACAAUCUCAUCGAUGAGCUCAUAAAAAAUGGUAUACAGCCUUAUGUAACUCUCUUUCAUUGGGAUACUCCACAAGCACUAGAAGAUAGAUAUGGUGGAUUUUUAAGCCCUGAUAUUUUAAAUGAUUUCCGAGACUUUGUGGAACUUUGCUUCCAAAAAUUUGGAGACCGAGUGAAGAAUUGGAUCACGUUAAAUGAGCCUUUCAUGUUCAGCGUCAAUGGUUAUGACACGGGCACAUUAGCUCCUGGUAGAAUUUCAACUAUGGAGAACUCAUGUCCAGGCCAACCCAAAAUCUCAGGUGCCACCGAGGUUUACAUAGUGACCCAUCAUCUAUUACUUGCUCAUGCAACAGCUGUGAAAGUAUACAAGGAAAAAUAUCAGGUUUGCAAAAGCUCAAAACUGUACAUGAGUCCUUUAACUACAGGUGACUAUCCACAGAACAUGCAUGACUAUGUUGGAGGAAGAUUGCCUAAAUUCAGUGAAGAGGAAUCUACGAUGCUGAUAGGAUCUUAUGAUUUUAUUGGAAUCAAUUACUAUACUACAUAUUACGCUCGGAAUGUUGAGGAUGUUAAUUAUAAAAACAUUGGGUUUAUGGAAGAUGCUCGUGUUACUUGGCCAGGGGAGAGAAAUGGAAUACCAAUUGGUCCACAGGCGGGUUCAAGUUGGCUUUAUAUUUAUCCUGAAGGAAUUCGUCAUCUUUUGAAUUACAUUAAAGAUGCGUAUGGAAAUCCAAUAAUAUAUAUCACUGAAAAUGGAGUUGAUGAUGUGAAAUCCUCAUCAUUGGAGGAAGCUCUUAAUGAUCCCAUAAGAGAGAAAUCUUAUAAAGACAUUUUUCACAAUGUUCUUGAAUCCAUCAAGUGA
Messenger RNA from Dovyalis caffra, 1191 nucleotides. The record is from the annotation of a GenBank genome assembly. NCBI's taxonomy places the organism in Eukaryota, Viridiplantae, Streptophyta, Magnoliopsida, Malpighiales, Salicaceae.